This is a messenger RNA of Polypterus senegalus (gray bichir), 4260 nucleotides long. RefSeq names its product phosphatidylinositol-4-phosphate 5-kinase, type I, beta b (gene pip5k1bb). The transcript has 15 exons. The record is from RefSeq and is a predicted model, not a curated record. Gene Ontology annotation, biological process: phosphatidylinositol metabolic process. Gene Ontology annotation, molecular function: phosphatidylinositol kinase activity. Lineage: Eukaryota; Metazoa; Chordata; Cladistia; Polypteriformes; Polypteridae. Bases 251 to 1867 code for a protein of 538 amino acids.
UUGAGGUCCAACCGAUAAUCUCCGUCGUGGACGCGGGAGCUGCUCGGUCUCCUGCUUGGCUCCUUUCAUAUACAAACAGCCCGUCCUGUCAGAGAGAGUGCCGAGCCGGGCAUGUCGGAGGAAAGGAACGUUUCGGAGGAGUAUAGCACUGUUACCGCAGGUCAUUUAACAGCAUGCAACUUUAGUGGUCACAUGAGUGAAAUAUUUUAUCAUCGUGAUCAACAGAUGACUUUCAGAUCAGUUAAACAAGAUGUCAUCUGUCACUGAAAAUGGAGUCAGAUCCUCUGGGAAUCCAGCCAGAGAAAAAACCUAUAAAAAGACAACAUCUUCAGCAUUGAAGGGUGCAAUUCAGCUGGGAAUUGGAUAUGCAGUUGGAAAUCUUACUUCUAAGCCAGAGAGGGAUGUUCUCAUGCAAGAUUUUUAUGUGGUGGAAAGUGUAUUUCUUCCAAGUGAAGGUAGUAAUCUGACUCCGGCCCACCACUACCCAGAUUUCAGGUUCAAAACCUAUGCUCCCUUGGCUUUUCGCUACUUCAGAGAACUCUUUGGGAUCAAGCCAGAUGAUUACUUGUACUCUAUGUGUAAUGAGCCUCUAAUAGAGCUGUCUAAUCCAGGUGCUAGUGGUUCCUUAUUUUAUGUGACCAGUGAUGAUGAGUUUAUUAUCAAGACAGUUCAACAUAAAGAGGCAGAAUUUCUUCAAAAGUUAUUACCUGGAUAUUACAUGAAUCUCAAUCAGAAUCCAAGGACACUGCUGCCAAAGUUUUAUGGCCUCUACUGUGUACAGUCAGGUGGAAUAAACAUUAGGAUUGUUGUAAUGAACAAUAUAUUGCCACGUUCAGUGAAAAUGCAUUAUAAGUACGAUUUGAAAGGCUCAACCUAUAAGCGCAGAGCAUCACGCAAGGAACGUGAAAAAUCAUGCCCUACCUUUAAGGACUUGGAUUUUUUACAAGAUAUGCAUGAAGGCUUGUAUUUUGAUGCAGAAACUCACAAUGCCUUAAUGAAAACAGUAGAGAGAGACUGUAGGGUGCUGGAAAGCUUUAAAAUCAUGGACUACAGUUUGCUAUUGGGGAUCCAUAUUUUAGACCAGAGUCCAAAAGACAGCCAUGGAGAAAAUUUACAAGGGACUAUGGAUGGGAAAAAACCAGGUCCACAGAAAGUUCUGUACUCAACAGCAAUGGAGUCAAUUCAAGGAAGUGGAAGGUCAGGGGACACUGUAACAACAGAUAGCACAAUGGGCGGCAUUCCAGCCAGAACACACAAAGAAGAAAGGUUGCUUAUAUUUUUAGGCAUAAUAGACAUCUUACAAUCUUACAGGUUCAUCAAGAAGCUGGAACACUCCUGGAAAGCACUAGUAUAUGAUGGUGACUCCGUGUCAGUACAUAGACCAAGUUUCUACUCAGACAGAUUCCUAAAGUUCAUGAGCACCCGUGUUUUCAAGAAGAUUCAGCCUAUUAGGAGUUCCCCCUUAAGAAGAGUCCGCAAUUCCAUCCCAGCGCUGACUUCCUCCUCACAGGAAGUGCUGUCAUCCCAUACUGAGGACCGUGCAGAAGACAGAACGGAGAGACUUACUGGAACAAGAAGUCUUGCAAGCUUGGAAGGGAAAGUGUUUGGAUCACUGCAGCAGCCAGAUCUGGUGCCAAAUGCUCCAUCUCUUUUUGAAGCAUCCUCCUUAGCUACUACUAUCUCAUCUACUUCACUGUACACAAAUGAACGCUACCUGAUGAAUGACACUGGAGAUGUUGAAUGCAGAGAUAUGCUAGCCUCAAGUUCCACAUUUACCCUGGAGGACAGUGCCAUCUGCCUAACAUCAGAACAGAGCACGCUGGAAAAUGAUAAGGAUGAUGGUUCAGUGUAUGAUGUGUAUUUGUAAAGUAAAAUAUCUGUCAGACCUGACGAAGAUUAGAGUUUGGUGUCUACGAUGGACAAAUGAGCACUCCCAAGGUGACAGCAAGCCCUUCUGCCAGCAGCCGUAGCUCUCAGGCUGUGACAUUCCUGGCUGUCUGCUGGCCAUUUGCUUCAAAGCUGCUAACUCUGUGCACUUCAAUCAACAACUGCUCUGUCAUGAUGGACUUUGAAGAGGGCGAAAGUGAGUGAAAUGCUCCACAGUUUCCACUUCCACUCGCUCACAUUUGCAUGUCAGAACGUUGUUUGGUAUGCAGUCUAGACCCAUUGAUGUCACUUGGCUUCCUGACAUUCAAGCAUGCCAAAUUACACAUGAGAGUUGGGAUCUUUGAAUCAAUCGUUUUUACAAGUACAUCAUUAACUGAUCAUUUUUUAAUGAUUAAGCUGUUCCAAACCAAGUCAUGUUGCCAAAAUUAGAAGUGUAUUUAUAUAAUAAUGAUGUUUACAAUGUUUCACACAUGCUGGAGAGCCAAGACUUCAAGGAAUUCCUGGAUGAAGAGGAUCUGCAAUGCUCAGAGGAGCUGAUAAUUUAACGCUCAGGCUAACUGCAAAAUCGCAGCAACCAAAAUCUUUGCCCUUCAUUUUCUUAGUCUCGCACUUAUCAUGAUGCGGAGUACCACGCAGGACUUUGCCUGCUUCCCUUUUAUAACAUAUGGCAAUGGGGUCUUGUGAGUGGCCUCCUUUCAGUUCUUCUCUUUAUACAUUAUAUGGUUUAUAUUAUGGUACCACAUUACUGGCUUGCUCACAGGCACAGCAGUUUGUCCUUCUGGUAUCGGGUGCCAUCUCUGCAGGGUUUGCUUGUGAUCUGUCAGCUUUAACUAUGGUAUGUCUUGAGAUUUCUGUUCCACACAAAAGAUGAACCGUCAUUAUAAAAUGUCAAGUGACUGUGCGAAAGUGGAUGUGCUGACUUGAUGGAAUGUACAUACUGCAUCAGAGUAGUGAAAUGGCAGCAGAAAUGAAACAAACGAUAUUAGUGAAUACACACUAAAACUCGGUUUGAUUCCCAGCCUUGACACUUUUUCUGUGUGCAGGUUGCACGUUCUUCUCUCUGUCCAGGUGGGUAUUCUUCAGGUUCUCCAAAAUACUCCCACAUCCCAAAGAUGUCCAUUUUAGGUGAACUGGCUUGCUGUGAAUGACACUGUGAUGGCCUGUCUCCUGAUGUGGCAAAUGUCUUGGCUCCCACUUUUCUUUACUGAAAAAAAGCUGCUUGAUAAAAUGGAUGCAGCAAGGCCAGAAAUAUUAUUUUGGAGAAAUUGGGUGAGUAGGAUUGACAAGCUUAUUGGGCUUAAUGGUCUGUUCUCAUCAAAAUUAUGUUAACGCACUAAUAAUGCGUUGACUGCGACUCUUAUUUAAAAUGUUGUGACUUAAUUACUUGAUAAAGUAAUCUUCAAAGCACUCCACGUAUUAAGUCACUAACAAUUAACAGAUGAAUUAGUGGAAAUCUCCUCAGUCCCCACACCAGUUCCAAGGACUCAGCCUUAUCUAAAAUUAUAACAUAAAUGAGGCCUCCCUGGCAUCAUUCCAGAGCAGGUAGCAAGAGAAAAAACGUCCUGUAAUUGUACACCUUUUCUAAACUAAUAUUAUUUGGAUGCUGUGUAUUUGCGAAUAUAUUUUGUAUACAUUGCUAAUAACAUGUACUCUAUUUUUGUCACUUUGAAUCUUUCUACUUUUCUGCUGUUUGCUGAUAGAAGAACAAGUUGGCACCAUGUCAGACGGGCGUGUGCCGUUUGGCUUCACUGUGACGGUAAGCUGUGCAGUGUCAUGAUGUUUCAGCUCAUUUCAGUUGAAAUGGCUCUCCAGGCAGUGGGUGAGGCCACUUACGGCCAACACAGACCUCUUUGCCAAAGGCUGCCAGUGUGAAAUGAUUGUUUUUAGGUUACGGCGAGAACUGUUUCUAAAUCAGAACGCCAAACUUCUUUUAGCUGUGAAAAGCUGCUGAUGUUUAUUCUUUAAAUACAAAGCAAUGUGCACAGAACGCAUAUGACCCGUCAUUCACAACAGGCAGAGAAGGAUGAAAACGCACACUGAAUGUAUAUAGAGCCUCCAACCAGAUCUUGUAUCCAUUUGUAAAUAAGUUGUUUUAAUUUAUUCUUCUCCAGAUACUUUGUGGUUUUUGAAUGUCUCCUGUACAAAAUGCUACUGGGACCGAAUCAUAGCGCUUGUGUCGUACAGCUUGUGUAGCCUAUAAGUGUACUUCGACAUAAAUGAUUCUUAAGAGAGAGAUUCUAAUUUAUUAUUUAUGAAAAGAACUUUAUGUAGUUUGCUGAAAGUGAAAAUAUUUUAUUCUAUUCCUGAGAUAAAGAGGUGUAUUUUAGUGAAGACAAAAACAGAUGUAUGUAAUAUUAAAUGUUUUAUGCUGAA